AUGGCAUCACCAGAAAAUAAACAAAAUCAUAACCUUAUGACCAUAGUGGAAUCGGCUAUAGACACAUUACAGGAAAAAGGAUCAACUACUGGGACCAUAUAUGCCUAUCAGUUGGCAACCGAUAGAAAAUCAAAUGCCGAGGAACAAGCACACAUUAUUACUGCUAUGGAAUCAGAAGACAGUUAUGCUGUUUAUCCAGCUCCAUUAAUUAAUUCUGUUUCAGAUGAAUCAUCAGAAAUUGCAAAACCUAUCCUACCAGAUUCCAAACAGGGAGAUGUGAAACAUCAUAAAACCUCAAAUUGUGAGACAAUGAUGCAUUUAAUUAAAGGGAGUAUGGGAACAGGAAUUCUGGCCAUACCUGAAGCUUUCUCUAAUUCUGGUAUAUUGGUGGGAUCCAUAGGAAUGCUUGUCAUUGGCCUAAUCUGUAUACACUGUAUGCACAUUUUAAUAGACUGCAGUAGAACACUUUCUAAAAAGAUUGGAUGUGAGUCCUUAAGCUAUUCUAGAGUAGCACUGUAUGCCUUUAAGUAUGGACCAGGACCCCUUCCAAAAUGUGAUCGUAUUGCAGGGCUGUAUACUGCUGUAGAAUUUUCUGAUUGGUUGAAUGUCAAUCAGUCACAUUUUAUAAAUGUGUUUCUUUUGUUGUCUCAAUUUGGAAUUUGUUGUGUUUAUUACCUUUUUGUGGCAACUAACAUCCAGAAGGUGGUCUGCAGCUAUUAUAAUGUCGAUUCCAUCAGUAUUUAUGGAUAUCUUACAAUUAUCCUGCCAUUUAUGAUACUGUUCAACUUCAUCAGAAGUCUGCGCAAAUUAGCUAUAGCUUCCACAUUUGCUAAUAUUUUGCAGAGUCUGGGAAUAUGUAUUAUUUUCUACCACUUGUUUCAAGAUUUACCUCCUACCUCAUCAAGGCCUUUGACAAUGUCAUUUUCAACAUUUCCUCUGUACUUUGGGACUGUCAUCUUUUCCUUUGAAGCAAUAAACAUUGUACUUCCAUUAGAAAAUGAAAUGAAAACACCAAAAGAGAUUGAAGGUUGGACUGGAGUAUUAAACACUGGGAUGAUAAUUGUUUUAUGUAUUUGUACUGCUAUGGGAUUCUUUGGUUUCUUGAAAUUUGGCAGCUCUGUUAAAGGAAGUAUAACACUGUCUCUUCCAAUAAAACCGUUGUAUGAUGUGGUGCGUAUCUUGUUUACUGUUGCCAUUUUCUUCUCUUAUGCACUGCAAUUGUAUGUGCCUUUGCAGUUUAUUUGGCCUUAUAUCCAGAAAAAGGGGAAACUAGCCAAGAAAGUUUCACCAAACCAAGAGAAUCUACUGGAAUAUGUUUUACGAGCUAUACUUGUAGUUAUAACAUUUGGUUUGGCAGCAGCAAUUCCCAAGCUCAAUUUGUUUAUUUCAUUGAUUGGAGCCCUUGCUACCAGUAGCCUGGCAAUAAUUAUUCCACCACUACUAAAUAUCAUCAUUUACUGGGAUUCUUCUAUGACUAGUAUGAGCAUGAAAUGGUGGAUUAUAAUCAUCAUUAAAAACUUAGUGAUUAGUCUGUUUGGAUUUAUUGGUUUUAUUACUGGAACCUAUGCAAGCAUUGUUACUAUCAGGAGUGCUUUUCAGCACCCUUCUAAUACCACUGAUUGUUAA
Limulus polyphemus (Atlantic horseshoe crab) is the source of this 1626-nucleotide messenger RNA. RefSeq names its product proton-coupled amino acid transporter 1-like. Bases 1 to 1626 code for a protein of 541 amino acids. The transcript has 12 exons. The record is from RefSeq and is a predicted model, not a curated record. Gene Ontology annotation, molecular function: amino acid transmembrane transporter activity. Gene Ontology annotation, biological process: amino acid transmembrane transport. NCBI's taxonomy places the organism in Eukaryota, Metazoa, Arthropoda, Merostomata, Xiphosura, Limulidae. Gene Ontology annotation, cellular component: vacuolar membrane.